CCAGAACAGAGCUUUUCCGGUGCUACCAGACUGAUGUAUCUGCAACAUUCCAUGUGAAGCUGAAGAAAAUUCCCUGUGGGUGUGUUUGAUGAGAAAAACGGUCAAUUCACAUCAAAUCUUCAGCUGAUCCAACAACCAAGUGUGAUCCUUAUGUGGUCUGCAUCCAGACAGUGAUCCAUCUAUCAUGAACUCAAGCACCGAAGCUCCAUUCACCAACUCCACAGACUGCGCUGAGGUUCAGGUCCCCAGUCAGGUGUUCCUGGCCAUCGCCGUCGCCAGUCUGAGCGAGAACCUCUUGGUGAUUGUGGCCGUGAUCAAAAACAAGAACCUUCACUCUCCUAUGUACUGCUUCAUCUGCAACCUGGCUGUGUUUAACACCAUCUCCAGCCUCUCCAAGGGAUUAGAAGACAUCCUGCUCUUGUUUGUAGAUGCCGGACACCUGAACUCCCGUGGCCCUUUUGAGCUGAAGAUAGAUGACAUCAUGGACUCUCUAACCCUCAUGGGCUUCCUGGGCUCCAUCUUCAGCAUACUCGGCAUAGCCGUGGAUCGAUACAUCAGCAUAUUUCACGCUCUACGCUAUCACACGCUUAUGACCAUGCGUCGUGUAGUGGUUAUUUUGUCCGCUAUCUGGGUGUUGUGUGGGACCAGCGGAGUGCUCAUGAUCGGGUUCUGCGUGGCCGCCACAGUGAAAAUCUUCUUCGUUGUGCUCUUCUUCACAGCUCUGCUCCUGAUCCUCUUGCUCUACGUGCAUAUGUUUCUGCUAGCACGCCACCACGCCAACAGGAUCGCGUCUAUGCCAGGCGCCCAGGCACGCCACAGACAAAGUAGCUUGAGGGGGGCGCUGACCCUCACUAUCUUGAUUGGAGUGUUUGUGGCCUGCUGGGCUCCUUUCUUAUUUCAUCUGCUGAUUAUUAUGAUUUGUCCAGAGAACCCGUACUGUGAGUGCUACCGCUCGCUCUUCCAGCUGCACGUAGUGCUACUAGUGAGUCACGCGGUCAUUGAUCCAGCCAUUUACGCUUUCCGUAGCGCAGAGCUGCGCAAUACCUACAAGAAAAUGUUCCUGUGCUCAGCUGCAAGGAUCUGUAAACAGUGUGUCUGAGCGAAGGCCCCGAUAUACUCACCAUUCUUUUUCCUUCUUCGCUUAGCGGUAAAAAGAAGUUUGAAAUACCUUUGCAGCGGUAUACUGUUAGAGAACAUCUCGACGCCACCCACAAUGCUGAUGAAUAUGUAAAUAUGUGCUGUACUUUCCUCUCAAUAACAACAAAAUGACGCUGAGAAAGCAGCAGUUAAGAAAGCAUCUGAUUAUAUCAUAUGUUCGCACAAGCUCUCAAGUGCCUUCACAUUUAUUAGCACUUUAUACAUAGAUAGCCUAUACAAGAGUGUAGCUUUCAAUUUGAAGUACAACUUCAAAUUUUACUAUUAAACAGCUCUCCAGUGUGUUUGUUUUUACCCAUGUCUGACCUCGACAGACUGAACAGAAGAAAUGAACCAGAGAAGAUUUCCACCUAAAAGAAGGCGGAGCCCCAGAGCACAAUUGCCACAGACCAAUGGUUGUUCAAGGGCGUUUACCUUUUCCAGAAAGUUCGCUUUGGCAAGCUUCCACUCUCCUGAAACAAACUCCAAAUGAACUUCAUUUAGGCCUGAUUUUGUUCGUAAUGACGUCUCACCAGUUCGUUCUUUGAUUUUACUUGAAUUACAACAAGGCCUUCAGUGCUUCACACUGCAGGUUAAAGU
Messenger RNA from Ctenopharyngodon idella (grass carp), 1734 nucleotides. RefSeq names its product melanocortin 2 receptor (gene mc2r). The transcript has 2 exons. Gene Ontology annotation, cellular component: membrane. Gene Ontology annotation, biological process: G protein-coupled receptor signaling pathway. NCBI's taxonomy places the organism in Eukaryota, Metazoa, Chordata, Actinopteri, Cypriniformes, Xenocyprididae. The record is from RefSeq and is a predicted model, not a curated record. Bases 185 to 1099 code for a protein of 304 amino acids. Gene Ontology annotation, molecular function: melanocortin receptor activity.